AUGAAGAAGCAAAUAUUGCAUCUUCACCAAGAUCUGAUAGGCUUCAGCCCAAAGGCUGAAGCUUCCUAUAGUUUUUGGUCUGUUAGGAAUACAUGGAUUCCUUUGGAGGAGAAAGAGCUCUUUGACUUAAAGGCCCCUUUGAGUCCCCUAAAUGAGAUUUGGGCCUUACUCUCCAUCCUUAUGGACUUCAAAUAUCUUGAAAUGAUUAAUGUUGAAAAUCUUGAGCACUGUGACUUCCUUGCCCUGAGAAACAUGUUGGUGUGCACACACAUGAUGGAUCUGCUGGAAGUGACAAAUAAUGUCCACUAUGAAAAUUACCGCUGUCAGCGCUUGUCUGGCAUUGGAAGCUCAUCAGAAGGGCAUCAUGAUUCUCAGAAGAAGAUGGACUUACGUGGAAACAAGCCCCAAGCAGGAUCUGAUGGGGAGUGCACAGAGGGGCAUAGCCAUUCAGAAGCUCCUGGCACUUGCCAAGAAAAUGGAAAUGCCCACUACUUCUUCCUCCAAAAUAGAGAUGAGGAGCUUGAACUAGGAGUUCUUUGGCUUGGCAAAGGGAAUCCCCUUGCUCAGAUGGAAGAGGAGAAGAAGGAACAUGAAAAGAAGAUGAAGCAGAUGGAAAUUGAAAUGGAACAAGUUUUUGAAAUGAAGGUUCAAGAAAAGAAGCAGAAAAUGAAGGAUGUUGAACUUGAUUUACAGCGGAAGCAUGAAGAGAGGAUGCGCUCUCUGGAAGCUCAAGAGAAGGAGUUAGAAGAGAGAAGAAGAGCCUUUGAGAUAGAGCUGAAACAAUGGGAAACUGCCAAUGGGGUUACUAUGGAAGAAUUGCGGAGACGGAGUCUUGAAGCCAAUUCCAAAGAGACUGUGGAUGGGAAGGAGAAGGGAAAGAAGAAGAAAGGACUCUUCUGAAACUGAAUGUUGAUUUUCUUCUUGACAUUAUCAGAGAUGUGAGGAGGAAGCUACACAACCCUCUGCUCUUUUUCUAUUUCAUUUUUCGUACGCUUACCAUACUUUGACCACGUGUGAGAGGAUAUAAAGCUUCCUUGUCUUCCUUGCUCAACCUUGUGACUUUGUUCAUGUCACUUUUGAUGGCAGUUGUAUGACAUAAAAUAUCUGAAGUAAGGGGCC
Molecule: messenger RNA, 1119 nt
Organism: Darwinula stevensoni
Lineage: Eukaryota; Metazoa; Arthropoda; Ostracoda; Podocopida; Darwinulidae
Source: the annotation of a GenBank genome assembly